UGCCAGUCUGCCUAUUACAAGGGGAUGCUUCUCUCUAAAAGCUCAGAACGAGCACUACCUGUGCAGUCUUUUAAGUGCAGGGUGCUGGCAGCCACUGAAUUAUUUCAUAACUCCUCUAAAUCUGUCUCCUCUUUUCCUCCCCUUCUUCCUUUCUCGUCAUGUUUUCUUCCAGAUAAGUUUUGGUAUUGCCGUCUGUCUCCAAAUCAUAAAGUCCUGCACUAUGGAGAUUUGGAAGAGAGCCCUCAGGGUGAAGUGCCCCACGACUCUUUACAGGACAAAUUGCCUGUGGCUGAUAUCAAAGCUGUUAUCACCGGCAAAGACUGUCCUCACAUGAAGGAGAAGGGAGCCCUGAAGCAAAACAAGGAGGUGUUAGAGCUGGCCUUCUCUGUCCUCUAUGAGUCCGACGAGUAUUUAAACUUUAUUGCUCCUGACAAGAAUGAGUACUGCGUGUGGACAGAUGGUCUAAACGCCCUCCUGGGUAAGGAGAUGACCAGUGAUUACACCAAAUCUGAUAUGGACACCCUCCUCUCCAUGGAGAUGAAGCUGCGUCUCUUGGAUCUAGAGAACAUCCAGAUUCCUGAGGCCCCGCCCCCGAUUCCCAAAGAACCUAGCAACUAUGACUUUGUUUACGACUGUAACUAGACGGACAUCCCCACGAGCCCAAACCCAAACCCACCCAGUACCUACUGUACUCACUGGACCUAUCCCCUUUUCUUACAAACUGGAACAAAAACAAAUAAAACCACAUAAUAUAAAAAAAAUUAACUGUGAUUGAAAGAAAAAGGAUCUAUUCAACUAUUUUCCUCUUGCUUCUUGCUAGACCUUUAUAAGAGAGAAAAUGUUGCAUAUGAAUAGGCUCACUGCACUUGGGGGACUCUGGGUCGAUGCAGAGUCAUCAGAUUGCCAUGGAGAGGAGAAACCAGUAAGUCUUUGGUUGGUCGUUCUGCGUCUUCUUCCUCACUCUCCUCCCGUGUCUGAUGUUUUGAAACAUUCACUUCUUCUUAUCGGCCGAGGCGCCAGCUGUCAUUUUGCUUGAAAAUUGUUGUAGACCAAUGCUUAGAAAUUCUAAUUUGAUUCAGCUUCUUUGUUGUCCUUUCCUAUGUUGACUUUAUUAUUUUUCCUCAGGGCUUUUGUUGGGGAGGGAUGAUGGUUGUGUAGUUCAGGAGCAGGGAGGGACGGGGUUUUGUGUUUCGUCGUCAACUUUCAAGAAGUAUUUUCUGUCACAUUCUCACUUACAGUAUUCGUGACAGCUAGAAGUUUCAUAAGAGGAUGGAAGGAAUGUUUAAUUACAUUUUAAGAUGAACACUUCAUGAAAAUAGUCUCUUAUAUCCACUCUGUCCUGCUACACAUAUACCGAAGACUGUUAGAAUAAGUCGCUCCUCAAAAUCAAGGCACUGUACUACAGUAAAAAGCCUUUCUUUUAAAUAUUCUAAUGUUAAUUUCAUCAUCCCACUGCUGCUUAUGUGCAUAUUGUACACACCUUACACAGUGGCUUUGCCAAAUAAAACCAUAAAAACACCACCAUUGUGAAACACAUACAAACACACACUCGUCUCUCCCUCAUUUGAGUCUCUCUCGUUGUAAUGACUGCUGUACACAACAUUCCUAAGCAAUAUUUGAGCUUUUUUUUGUUUAUCAUUUGUAAAAUGGUCAUAAUUUUGUGAUUUUAAAAUUGUGAAACUGCCAAGUAGUUGGUAUUACAAUUUAGAGGAUGUUAGUGUUUUGGUCAAGGGAAGUUGUCUUUUUUUUGUGUGUGUUCAAGACUAUAUGGCCACAAAAUUUAAAGUUUAUGUAUUUUUUUAAUUUAAAAACAGAUCAUGGUUGUUAUUUCUAGUAUGAUUUAUAUAUUUUCCCCUUCCUAUUUAAUACCUUCAGAUGUUUUUUCUUUAGGAUUUUUCAAAGCUCCUCAAAACUGCUGUUUACAUUAAAGAGUUAAGACCCAUAA
Molecule: messenger RNA, 1945 nt
Organism: Micropterus salmoides (largemouth bass)
Lineage: Eukaryota; Metazoa; Chordata; Actinopteri; Centrarchiformes; Centrarchidae
Product: engulfment and cell motility protein 1-like
Exons: 5
Source: RefSeq, a predicted model, not a curated record